AUGCUCCUCAUCACCCAACUUAGGACAAACUGCGUAGGUACCAGGCCAUCAACACCACCACCCACCUUCAUUGAGGGAAAGUUUGAUGCACAAGAGACGAACCAGUCCACACUACAGGAAGGAGGGGGCGAGCAACCAUUGUAUACCUAUCGAUCAGCUGGGACCCAACUGGUUCCAUCUGAUGCAACGUCCGAACGUGCGCUUCCAGAACGCCAACGAACGCCUGUCCAGGACCCGGCCCAACUCUACCUUACCUUAACUUGCCUUACUUACCUUACCUACCAUAGGUACGGAGCACUGCCAACGCCAUAUCGACAUCCCUCACUCGAAUACCUAUGCAUACGCGACUACCUUCAGCAAGAUCCUCUUUGCUCCGGCGAUGGGUGCUGUUUUGCCAAUGUCCCUACAAUGUGCUGGGUCAUGGGACUAGGCUGGUUGGCUCACCGCAUAUUGCCCUACCUCAUGCACCUCGCGUCUCGAUUAGAGCCCGCUGCAGGCGCGCAGAACAUAACCGAACAAUCCCCUUUCUGUCAGAUUAUGGACUCGUAG
Colletotrichum abscissum is the source of this 549-nucleotide messenger RNA. RefSeq lists its product as uncharacterized. The record is from RefSeq and is a predicted model, not a curated record. Lineage: Eukaryota; Fungi; Ascomycota; Sordariomycetes; Glomerellales; Glomerellaceae. Bases 1 to 549 code for a protein of 182 amino acids. The transcript has a single exon.